Mandrillus leucophaeus (drill) is the source of this 2112-nucleotide messenger RNA. RefSeq names its product ripply transcriptional repressor 3 (gene RIPPLY3). Gene Ontology annotation, biological process: embryonic pattern specification; negative regulation of transcription by RNA polymerase II; translation. Gene Ontology annotation, molecular function: structural constituent of ribosome; rRNA binding. NCBI's taxonomy places the organism in Eukaryota, Metazoa, Chordata, Mammalia, Primates, Cercopithecidae. Gene Ontology annotation, cellular component: ribosome; nucleus. The transcript has 8 exons. The record is from RefSeq and is a predicted model, not a curated record.
AUGCACCGCGUUGCCGUUUCCAGCAUCGACGAUCUAUUCCCCAGUGCUCUGACACCAGCUGAAUUAGAGAUCCAGAGUGGAAAUUUCCAGAAAUCCUGGUUGGCGGUCAGAGCCGGGACUCGAGCCUUUGUGAAAUGCACCAAAGCCCGAAACCUGAAGAAGAGGAUCACGAGGACCCUCUGGAUUAAUCGAAUUACAGCUGCUACCCAGUCACAUGGCCCGACGUAUCCAGCGUUCACUGGCAAUUUAAUUAAGUGCCAGGUGGAGUGCCACAGGAAAGUCCUAGCGGAUCUAGCCAUUUACGAACCAAAGACUUCUAAAUCUUCGACUGCCUUGGCCAAUAGGAGGCGACAGGAAGAAUUUGCUGCUGCCUUAGGGGAUGGGAAGGAGCCCGAAGGCAUUUUUUUCCGGAAUGGGUCGCCGCGCUCCACCCCACCCGCUUCGCCACGGGUUCGAGUCCUGGCGUCCGGGCGUCCGGGAGCCCGCUGUCCAGCACCGAAGGCAAGGUCGGUCCAAGCGGACCUGAGGAUUCAGUGGAUGUCCCCCAAGCCCCGCGGCCGCUCUAAGGCGGUAGAAGCGAGAUUCCCCGGAAACCCAGGGAACCUGAUGCUCGCACAGGACCAAAGCCCGAGGCCGCGGGGACCACGGAGGGACGGAGAAGCCGGGACUCCUCACAUCCCACAUCCGGCAGGGGAAGCCCAGCGGGUGAGCGCGGGUCCCCUCAGUCCCCGAGGAAGUGCGCCCGACGGAAACGCCCCUCGCCCGCGGACCUCGCUUUCCUCUCCCGCGUUCUUGGGUCACUUCCCGCUGUCUCCAGCCCGAGCCCGUGGCCCCAAUCUCUGGUACCUCCUUACUCUGGUCACCCUUUCCCUGGUGCCCCCUCCCCGGCUUUUCUUUGUCCCGUCCCCACCCUUGCCCGGGCCUGCCGGACUCCCCUCUUUGACACCCGGCGCCACCUCCUCGAGCUUUUCUCGUCCCCUCCCCAUUCCCGGCCCCCUGAUCCCCUCCCGGAACUUCUCUGGACCUCUCCGCUCCUCCGCCCCGGGCUUUCCCUCCGCGCUCUGCGGCCCCCUCAGCACCCUUCCCGGAGCUCCUCGGGUCCUGCCCCCUCCCGGUGGUUGCCCGCGCCGCCCCGCCCCCGUUUUUAAACCUGGCGCGCGGGCAGGCACUGGAAAUAAGAUUAACUCUCCUGGCAUAGUCCCCGCGCCCUGGCGACCUUGGAUCCAGACACCUGGAGAUGCUGAGCUGACCAGAACGGGAAGGCCGCUUGAACCUAGGGCUGACCAACACGCUUUUGGAUCAAAGGGAGCCUUUGGGUUUCAGCAUCCUGUAAGAGUCUAUUUACCCAUGUCAAAGCGUCAAGAAUACCUGCAGAGCUCCGGGGAGCAAGUGCUGGCCAGUUUCCCAGUGCAAGCCACGAUUGACUUCUAUGACGAUGAGUCCACUGAGUCUGCUUCGGAAGCUGAAGAGCCAGAGGAAGGACCCCCGCCCCUCCAUCUUCCACCCCAGGAGGCAGGAGGUCUGCAGGAAAACGGCAGAGACCAGGGCAUCAACUGAGGGCAGCGAUCCUCAGGAGGGGGUGACUCCUGGGGGGAGGGUCCUCUCCCUCAUGGCGACUCCUCAAGGGGCGGCGAGUGCUCCUCAUCCAAAUGAGUCUGUCUCUGUCUCCUGGACCCUGCUCCGGGACCUGCCCCAACGUUCUCUUGGGGACACCCGAGCCAGGACACCGCGCAUCCCUGCUGAGUGUACAGAGGCUGGAGACUUCUCGGGCAGCCCCUGGCCCGCACACUACUCAGGGCAGAGAGUCAGCUUUUACUUUUCUUUCUCCUGGCGAUUCGUUUUUGGUGCACUCAUGCAUACCUUUGAGAGAGGAUUCCAGGACACAGAGAAGGUCUGUGUCAACAGAGUUGUUAUCUGGUAGAGCCCAUUUUCACAGCUCCUUCGAGCAUUGUCACUCGCUGAUCAGGUGACGGAUUCUUCCUAGUCACCCACUCCACCUCCUACUUAAACUGAGACUCAUUACUUAGCUCUUUCUGCUUUUGUAAAAAUAAUUUAGAUAUUAAACCCCAUUUUAAUCUAUCAUCCAAGGGCAGAUGCAGUUGCUUAGUAGCA